GCAGCCUGGGUAAUAGGUCAGAAGACAAAAUGAAGCUCGAUCUUUCCGUCUACCUCGUCACAGACUCCACCCCCCCAAUCCUCAAGGGGCGGGAUCUGUGUGCUGUAGUAGAAGAAGCCGUCAAAGGAGGUGUAACGGUCGUCCAAUACCGGGACAAAAAGAGCGACACAGGGGCUCAGAUCGAAACUGCCCGAAAGCUUCACCGGAUUACUCAGGCCCACGGUGUGCCCUUGAUCAUCAACGACCGGGUUGAUGUUGCUCUUGCUGUGGGAGCUGAGGGGGUGCAUCUCGGCCAGGAUGAUAUGGUGAUUUCGGAAGCAAAGAAGCUUCUACCGGAAAAUGCAAUUAUUGGCAUUAGCGCCUCAUCUAUUGAAGAGGCGCAGGCGGCCGUUGCGGCGGGCGCGGACUACCUUGGUAUCGGGACGUUAUUCGCUACACCAACGAAAACAAACACCAAGCACAUCAUUGGCACAGCUGGCACGCAGGCUAUCCUUGACUCCAUUGCCGAAUCUGGCCGCGAUGUGGGAACUGUUUGUAUUGGUGGGAUCAACCUCUCCAACGUUCAACGGGUACUGUACCAGUCUGCCUCUCCCCGGAAGAGCUUGAAUGGUGCUGCUAUUGUCAGCGCUAUCAUGGCCGCAGAUGAUCCCAGAGCGGCGGCGGCAGAGCUUGCCCGGGCCAUCGCGACUCCGCCGCCAUUUGUACGCAAGGCGGACGGACCUUUGGUUCGCAAUGUUGCAGGGUUGCUCGAGAAGGUACCGCAUAUUGUUCAAAAAAUGGUUGAAAUCCACCCGUUGGUCCACAACAUGAUCAACUUCGUCGUCGCCAACUUCGUCGCCAAUGUCACGUUAGCUAUCGGUGCAUCGCCGAUUAUGUCGCCGUAUGGCGACGAGGCCACGGACUUGUGCCAGUUUGACGGUGCCUUGCUUAUCAACAUGGGCACUCUGACUAGCCAGAGUCCUUCCGAGUACCUCAAGGCUAUUCGAGCGUACAACCAACGCGGCAACCCGGUGGUGUAUGAUCCAGUAGGCGCCGGUGCGACCCAGAUUCGACGAGGGGUUGUCAAGGAGCUCAUGGCCGGGGGAUACUUCGAUCUCAUCAAAGGCAACGAAGGAGAAAUCCGCCAGGUCGCGGGCAGCACUAGCGUUCAGCAACGAGGUGUUGACAGCGGACCUAGUACGCUUGACCACCAGGGUAAGGCACGGUUGGCCCGUGACCUUGCUCGGCGAGAAAAAAACAUCGUUCUCUUGACCGGCGCCGUGGAUUACCUUAGCGAUGGCGAAAGGAUUGUUGCCGUUGAGAACGGACAUGAACUUCUCGGCCAGGUCACUGGAACUGGUUGCGCUGUCGGCACAGUGGCUGGAUGUUUCAUCGCGGCCAAUCCAACUGACAAGUUCCUUGCGGUUCUCUCAGCUCUUCUGAUGUAUGAGAUUGCUGCCGAGAACGCCGCUGCAAGAGACUCCGUCCGCGGCCCUGGAAGCUUUGCUACGACUUUCAUCGACGAGUUGUACGCUAUCCGUCAAGCGUCUCUGCAGGGAGACCACAGCUGGUAUGCCGGACGUGCAAGGGUUCAAGAAAUAUCUUUAUAGAUGUAGAUACCGUAUGCUCUCUUUCGAUGUGUGUACAUAGUCUCGAUUGGGUAGCCAGAUUAUUUACAAAACUACCACACAUAGAUUUCGUGCCCCACCCGCACAAACAUGAAAACGAUCAGCUACAUACGGCUUCUACAGUCUA
Molecule: messenger RNA, 1734 nt
Organism: Aspergillus nidulans FGSC A4
Lineage: Eukaryota; Fungi; Ascomycota; Eurotiomycetes; Eurotiales; Aspergillaceae
Product: bifunctional hydroxyethylthiazole kinase/thiamine-phosphate diphosphorylase
Exons: 7
Coding region: 30-1589 (519 amino acids)
Biological process (GO): thiamine diphosphate biosynthetic process; thiamine biosynthetic process
Molecular function (GO): ATP binding; magnesium ion binding; hydroxyethylthiazole kinase activity
Source: RefSeq, a predicted model, not a curated record